AUGGCCGCAAUAACCUCCUACUGGAGACUCCAUGUGGUGGUAUUCCUUCUUCUCAUUCCCUUUUACGCACUGAAAUAUGAGACCGGAGAUUCCAAGAAAACUGUUCUUGAUUCUGGAUAUUCAGACGAUGCCGGAAAUGAAAGGGCCACAUUUUUGAUUCUUUGUCGAGAUGAAGACGUCUAUGAACUUCUAGAAACGGUUCAAAAUCUCGAGGACAGAUUCAACAGCAAAUACAAUUAUGACUAUACAUUUUUGAACAAUGUGCCUUUCUCCAAAGAUUUCAUAUACUUGUUAGCCUCGCAUAUCCCCCUGGGCACCCUCAACUUUGGCUCUGUGGCCGAAAGUCACUGGCAAUAUCCGUCUUUCAUAAACCAGACCCAGGCUCAAAUCGUGCGACAGAAUUCAGCCCAUUUUCCAUAUGGUGAUUCAGAAAGCUACCGACACAUGUGUCGCUAUUUUAGCGGGUUCUUCUACAAGCAUCCGUUCCUACAACAAUACCAAUACUACUGGCGUGUAGAGCCUGGUGUAAAGUUUUACUGUGAUGUCAACUACGACGUGUUCAAGUUCAUGAACUCUCACGGGAGGAAAUAUGGAUUCGUUCUUUCAUUGUUUGACUACAGAGACACCUUGCCAACAUUGUGGGAUCAUGUCAAGGACUUCAUGGUAGAGAAAGGCAUCACAAAUCCUCCUUUAAUCGAUUUGGUAAAGAACAAUAACGUUUAUGAAUCCUAUAAUCUCUGCCAUUUCUGGUCCAACUUCGAGAUUGCCGAUUUGUCCAUAUUUCGCAAUGAAGAAUACGAAGAAUUGUUCCAGUAUCUUGACGGAAAGGGUGGGUUCUACUACGAGCGAUGGGGCGACGCUCCGAUCCAUACCAUGGCAAUGUCGUUGUUUCUCCAGAAACACGAUCUUCAUUGGUUUAAUGACAUAGGCUACUACCAUGCACCGUACCUCCAGUGUCCACAGGAGUCAGCUACGUUUCUCAAGAACAGAUGCAGCUGCAAUCCCGACGAUGACUUCUCGUACGACGAUUUGAGUUGCACCAGUCAUUUUCUCGACAUCAUGGGUAAUGCCUAA
Molecule: messenger RNA, 1074 nt
Organism: Scheffersomyces stipitis CBS 6054
Lineage: Eukaryota; Fungi; Ascomycota; Pichiomycetes; Serinales; Debaryomycetaceae
Gene: MNT3
Product: Mnt3p
Exons: 4
Coding region: 1-1074 (357 amino acids)
Biological process (GO): cell wall mannoprotein biosynthetic process; protein O-linked glycosylation; protein N-linked glycosylation
Cellular component (GO): membrane; Golgi apparatus
Molecular function (GO): alpha-1,2-mannosyltransferase activity
Source: RefSeq, a predicted model, not a curated record